Messenger RNA from Neodiprion virginianus, 4197 nucleotides. RefSeq lists its product as uncharacterized. Lineage: Eukaryota; Metazoa; Arthropoda; Insecta; Hymenoptera; Diprionidae. Gene Ontology annotation, biological process: DNA integration; DNA recombination. The transcript has a single exon. The record is from RefSeq and is a predicted model, not a curated record. The coding region runs from base 1311 to 4091 and encodes 926 amino acids. Gene Ontology annotation, molecular function: DNA binding.
CAUUUUAAGGUGCAAGGAAACUUAGUUCCGCAAUAGAACAAAGAAAAAGAGGUGAUAACACAUCCAAGGACCUAGUCAGGAUAGCUUAACGUACAUCAGGAAGAGGGAUGUCAGAUUCAGACACUUCUUCUACAUCAGGCCCUCAAGACGACAGCAAUAUGAGUCUUGGUAGUAGCGGCGACGUCAGUAGGCGUAAGAGAGAGACAGACUACUUCAACCUCGUAGACUACGGUGAUUCGGACGAGAAUUCCAGGCCUCCCUCACCUAAGAGACGCCGAUCAACAGAUUCCCGUUUAGAGGUGCUACAGAGUCAGAUCGACACGUUAACGUCUUUAAUAUCACAACGAGCCCCCCUUGGGCAGGCAAAGGAUCUGACAGCUACAUCGACAGUCGACCCAUCUUUUUUGUCAAAACCUACAGUAAACGCCAGGGUCCUGAGUCUAGGUGAUUUUAGAACAGAUGUUGACGAAGGCAAAAGAGUGCGCCCGGCCAGUGAUGAACGAUUGAAAAUCCUAGACAACUUACAGCGCUUCGGAAUGGGAGAAUGGAAGGAGGUUAGAUACGCAAGUGCCCUCAAAAAUUUCUCGGCUUCACCAGGCUUUAUGGAACUCAAGGUGAACGAAGAACUGUAUCAUUUUGGUAAGAGGGAUCCGCUACUCCCAACAGAUCGGGCUCUGGGUGGUCUUUGCAACGCAGUACUUGAGCAGAAGGAAUUGCUAAAGAACAGCCUGCAGAGUAUCGUGAACUGGGCCUUCACAGAGCCCUCUGAGCUAUCAUCUGAAUCGCUUUUCGAAAGAUUGACAUCAACAUCUGGCGCGGGCUCACAAAUGUCCAAGAACUUUGAUCAGAUCCUCCAAGUUAUAUAUGGGAAGAGGGCCGAAUGUAUCGAAAACAGGAGAGAGCGCUUACUCGAUGAGGUGCCCAACAAGACGGUUCGGGCUGCGUUGCGGCAGGUUCCGCCCAGUGCUGAGUGCCUGUUUGGUAAAGAGAAACUGCAGCCUUUAAUCCAGUCGUUAGGGGGCUCUCAGACAUGGCUAAACACUCCAUCGUACAUGAUGACCAAGAAACCUACCAUCAAGAAGGAUUUCACUUCAGCAAAGUCAAAUAGGCACUACUUUCGAUUCCCAAACAGAACAUACCAAAAUUCUAAGGAGAAUUUCAACCCACAGCAGAACAACUUCAAGACCAGAAGCGGGGGAAAGAAGGAUUUUAAGGGUAAGACCGAAAAUUCCUUUCACAAGAAACAAGGGAAAUGACCAGCCGUCGCUGCCAAAGUUCGUGGGAGGUCAGCUAGCUGGCUUCCAGGAGAGAUGGAGGAAAUCGGAAGCUCCUUCGGUCAUCUUAAAACUAAUAACAGGUACAAGAAUUCCAUUAAUAUCCAAACCACCUCUCAUAAACAAUUGGAGACACUCCAGAUUUGCAACAAAAGUAUCCCCAGAGAUGUCAGAACAGAUCAAUCUCUUACAAUGCCAAAGAAUUUUAUAACAACCAAAGAAAGUCGGAGCAAGCUUUGUUUCAAAGAUGUUCCUGCUCCCCAAGAGCAGCGGAGGAGUGAGGCCCAUUUUCGACUUGCGUGGUCUCAACAACCACGUGAGAGUAAGGAAAUUCCAACUAAUCUCUCACUUCAGAAUUCCAGACUUUUUACAGGACGGAGACUGGAUGACUCGGAUAGACCUAUCCCAAGCAUAUUUCCAUGUACCAAUUGCUGCAUCCCACAGACAUCUCCUUCGUAUCGUAUACGACAAGAAGCUGUUUCAGAUGACGAGCUUGCCCUUUGGCCUCUCAUCUGCCCCUCAAAUCUUCGCGACUAUCACGAAUUGGAUUGCGGAAAUCCUUCGUGCGCAAGGUAUGAGGGUAGCCGUAUAUUUGGACGACUUUCUACUGGUCUCUCAAAACAGAACCAACUUAGCCCAUCAGAUAGUGGAGGCAGUAGAACUUUUGGAGCACUUGGGUUGGCAAGUCAACCAUCAAAAAUGUGCAUUAAUCCCAUGCCAGAAGCUGGAGUUUCUGGGAAUUGUCUGGAACACCCAGAACAAUCAGAUCAGCCUACCAAGGAAAAAAGCCCGCAAGAUUGCGGACUCAAUCAAGGAUCUCAGGACCAGGGGGAGCUGUACCCUGAAACAGAUCCAGUGCCUUCUAGGCCAGUUGAAUUUUGCCAAUUUCGUCAUCGACAGAGGGCGUCUUCACUGCCGCCACCUUCAACGGUUUUCUAUGACCUUUCGACAGGGGAGGCCGCGGGAGAAGCUGUCAGUUCCACGCACAGCAAUAAGAGAGCUGGAAUGGUGGAGCGAAGCCACAGUUACCGCUGCUUGUCUUCACUAGAGCGAAAUUACCCACUUUUUGACUACAGACGCAGCGGACGCAGGGUGGGGAGCACAGUUGAAUGGAAUCCUCAUCUCCGGAACCUGGACAAGACAGCAGAGCAUGUGGCACUCCAACCUAAAGGAGAUGUAUGCGGUGUACGCCUCGAUAAGAGAUCAGGCACAGAGCCUGCAAAGGACUCACAUUCUUUUACAAACAGACAACCGAACUCUGGUAGCUUAUAUCCAGAAGGAAGGGGGUACAAGAUCCUUAGAUCUACUCAAUCUCACCUUCCAGUUGUUGAAACUAGUCGACGGCCUGCAAAUAACUCUAUCUGCGGCCUAUCUCCCAGGGAGAUACAAUGGUAUAGCAGACCGGCUGUCACGAAGAAGGGCGCUUCCGGAGUGGCACCUUCUACCAGAGGCAACAAGCCAGAUUUUCAAAAGAUGGGGCAUCCCCGACAUCGAUCUCUUCGCAUCAGCGAAUUCAGCCGUGGUCAAACGCUACGUCUCCAGAGACUCCACAGAUCAAUACGCCUACUUCAUAGACGCAUUCAGUCGUCCAUGGGAUUGCAGACUGGGAUGGGUGUUCCCUCCACCCAGCCUCAUCCCCAGAGUCUUGGCACACUUGAACAAGAGCAGAGGACAGGUACUGAUCGUAACCCCCAACUGGGAGAGGACGUUCUGGAUGUCAGACCUAAUCCGGAGAUCUACGGAGCCACCAAUGCCGAUUCCAAUGUUGGAGAGGGUGCUAAAAGACAUCACGACCGGUCAACCACCCCCAGAGAUCGAGCGCCUUUCUCUCCAGGUGUGGAAGGUUGGGUGUGGGGAGAACUAGUCAACGACUGGUCCACGCAAGAGAAGGAGCUGGUUAAAGGAAGCUGGCGCCGGUCGACACUAGAGACCUACAAGACUCCUAUUCGUAGGUGGAUUAACUGGUGUGAGCAGAAUAACAUCAAUCCAGGGGCACCACGGGGCCAGGAUUUAGCAAGAUUUUUAGCAAACCUAUUUAUCACACAGGACCUUGCAUACAGCACUAUCUUAGUGCAUAAGUCAGCUGUUGCCACAUUCUGCUCAGGGAACUCUUCGGGAACUUUGUCAUCAGAUUUUUUAGUGCAUCGAGUCCUCAAGGCCAUCUCGAUCGCUAAGCCAAGAGAGAGAAGAACAGAGAUUUGGGAUGCUCAAGUUCUGCUAGAUUGGCUGAGCACACCGGCGGACAAGCUAUCGUUCUUCGAGAUCUCGCGAAGGGCUGCAGCCGUGCUGCUGAUAGCUUCUGGACGGCGUAUCCACGACCUUACUCUACUAAAAAUAUCAAAGAACUUUAUUACAAACUUGGGUAACGAAAUUAUUUUGUGGCCAGAUUUUGGCUCCAAGACAGACCGAGGCAGCUUCAGACAGUCAGGAUGGAAGCUGUCAAGACACCCAAACAUAUGGCUCUGUCCUGUAACAUGGCUCAGAGCGUUGCUGAAAAAAUCGGAGGACAGACGGGCAACGGAAGGGUUGGACCAAGUUUUCAUUACGGUAACUGGACCUGUAAAACCAGCUUCUACAUCAGUCAUUGGCGGAUGGAUUCGAUCCGUCCUUAAAGCAGCGGGGAUAGAUGCUUCCCCAGGGAGUAUCAGAUCGGCUGUCGCUUCUCGUGGAUGGCUGGACAAUAUACCAAUUCAGGACAUUCUGGACAGAGGAAAUUGGAAAUGUGUCGAAACAUUCAGAAAGCAUUACUGUAGACAGGUGAAGGGCUCGGAUCAGGGCAAUUCCAGUUUAUUAUUCACUAAUUUUACUCCAAUAUAAGAAUUAUUCCUACUUAAAUGUUACCAAAGAUAGUUUUAAAAAAAAAAAAAAAAAAAAAAAAAAAAAAAAAAAAAAAUAUAAUCAAGAUAAAGUAUAUAAAUCUCUA